Molecule: messenger RNA, 981 nt
Organism: Suillus discolor
Lineage: Eukaryota; Fungi; Basidiomycota; Agaricomycetes; Boletales; Suillaceae
Exons: 2
Coding region: 164-886 (240 amino acids)
Biological process (GO): C-terminal protein methylation
Cellular component (GO): membrane
Molecular function (GO): protein C-terminal S-isoprenylcysteine carboxyl O-methyltransferase activity
Source: RefSeq, a predicted model, not a curated record
CGCCUAAUAAGAACGUAAUGACAAGACUUACGACACCUUCUUUUCGGGAGCUUGGGGGACCCGAAGCUCUUCGGAGCGAACUCAAGACUCACUACUACCGCGUAGCGGGUAGGAAAGGAGCAGAGGUAUUUAACCCGGCUUAUCACAGGUUCAGCAAUACAGCAUGAGUCUAUUAAAGAUCCCCUUCGUCGUGGCCUCGGCCAUUGGCACGCAGAUCUCAUUGACUUCUCCCUCGAGUCUGCCCCCGUCAUCUCGAGAGAAGGUGGUGUCAGCAUCCGAUUCAAUCGUCAGCCUGCUUCUAGAUCUUCAGAUUCCAAACGUGUUCAAGAUUAUUGUAUGGACAGCAACAUCUGUUGAAGUGGCCAACAUACUGGCCAUGCAUAUAGGUCCUUCGCAGAUUCCAGAGGGCAUCUAUAAUACUAGCGCUGUGCAGCUUUUGUACGCACUUCAUCCCACGCCAAUCACUCCCGCUCUCGUUGCUGGCAGUCUUUUAGUCACGGCGGGUGGCGUGUUGAGACGCUAUUGCAUGUCGACCUUGGGAAAGUUCUGGAGCUUCCGACUCAGCGUCAAAGACGAGCACAGAAUUGUGACAAACGGACCGUACUCUAUCGUCCGUCACCCAAGUUACACCGGUGUGCUUCUCCAAUAUGUCGGGUUGGUCAUCAUGCACGGGAGCGAAAGGUCGUGGAUGAGGCAGUCUGGCAUUCUACGACUGCCUUACAUGAAAGGAUUAGCAAUGGUCAUCCUCUGCACACUUACAAUAGGCACUUUGACUGUCAUCAAGCGAUGUUCAGUGGAGGACAAGGUGCUGCAGCGUGCUACGGGAGAGGAUUGGGCGAAUUGGGCGAAGAAAGUAAAAUAUAGAUUACUUCCUGGAGUUUAUUGAUGGCAUAGGUGCUGAAUGCUCUGAUUGUAAUGAUUUAGUGGAUUUGUGUCCUAUCUGUGCGCUGGUGGCUACAAGGGAGAUGGUAUGAACUUUGC